Carya illinoinensis is the source of this 908-nucleotide messenger RNA. RefSeq lists its product as uncharacterized. The transcript has 5 exons. The record is from RefSeq and is a predicted model, not a curated record. NCBI's taxonomy places the organism in Eukaryota, Viridiplantae, Streptophyta, Magnoliopsida, Fagales, Juglandaceae. The coding region runs from base 24 to 716 and encodes 230 amino acids.
GGUAGCAGUCGGCAGGAGUGGAGAUGGGAGUCGUGCUGAGGAUGGGAGGGAAAGGAAGGAGAAGAAGAGAGAAAAACUACAGAGCAGCGCACGGAGGCUACAGCCGCCUCCCUCCCCCGCCAAAUCCUACCCAAGUCGAUGCUCUCCCCUCCAAGCUCCGUAAACUCAUAUCCUUCACUUCCUCUCACUCCCCUAAACCCCAAGGGUCUGCUGCGAAGGAUGGUGAUGCGAGUAAAACAACCCAUGCAAAGGGUGUAUUAGACUCAAGUGGGAUCACAGAUGGAGGUGAUGAUGAGCAUUUGAGGACACCUCAACAUCCAGACAGUGGUGAUGACACCUCAAAUGAGAAGAGAAAGAAAAAAAGAAAGAGGAACAAGGUUAAUGACCUUAGAUUUGAAACAACCUUAGAGAACUCAGAUGCUCGUGUGAAAAGACGGGAGCGCAAGAAAAAGUACUUGGAAGUGAAGAAAAAUAAACAAAAAAAAGCAAAGACUGGAGUGGAUCGAGACUUUCCUGGACAUGAAGAGAUCAAAUUUGGAGAAGUAGUUGAAGCUCCACCUAAGUUGGUUGGGCUUCCUAAGGCAUUCAAGAAUGUCCAAGGUGCUUCGCAAGAGAGGAUUCGGUUGCAGGCUAUUGAGAAAUAUAGGAAUCGCAAGGGAUGGGCUUCAAGGCCAGGGAUUCAACUUCCUUCUGCAACUACUUCAACAGCAUUUUAGUAAAUUUCAGACGAUUUUUUAAAAUAUUGAACAUAGCUUUUAUUUUUGCAAGAGGGAAUCUCAUCUACCUGUUUGCGUGUAUUAUUGAGGACAAGAGGGCUUGCUCUCUUCCAAAUUCUGUAAUAUGAGUGUAUAAAGAAGGCUUGAUGGAUCAUUGUCUCUUGUAUUAUAAGAGUUCAGAAAUGUUUUUCA